GACUGUUUUUAUCUAGGAACAGUAGCAAUCUGGGAUCUUCAGACCAAGUCUAUGCUGCAGAAGGUUCGUCAGGGCGGAGUGAUAAAGCAGUACCCGUUCUACAGCUUCUCCGCCCACGACAGCGCGGUGCGAGGCAUCGAGUGGUGUAAAGCCGACAGUAACUUCUUUGUGACCUGUGGAAACGACCGGCGUCUGAAGUUUUGGGAUCUCCGCCGUCUGCACACGCCUGUCAAUAACAUCAGACGGUUCCAGGCCACGGAGUUGGCAUGGCUGCUGCCAUACUGCGGGGUGGCUGUGGCGCAGGACAACUGCUACGCCUCACACGGCCUGUGCGGCAUCCACUACGUCGACUCCGGCUUCCUCGGCUACAAGCCGUACUUCGCUACUCCCCGCAAGGGAACCGUCUGGAGUGUCUCUGGCUCGGACUGGUUGAGCGCCAUCACAUCGGGGGACAUUACCGGAGAGGUCAUGGUCAUCCUGCUACCCAGCCUGAAUGUGCAGUCCAUCAACAUCAAGCGGCCGUCAGAGCGCAGAUUCCCGGUCUAUAAGGUGGACUUCCUGUCCUCUGCCCCGCCGUCCACGGACAGCCCCGAUCCUGGCGACCAUGCGCUGAGCGGGCCCCUGGCUGACAUUCAUCACUGGGAACAUUUCAAGCCAAAGUCGUUCCGUGCGGCGACCGGACGCUUCAGCCUGCUGUUUCAGGAUAUGGAUCUGACGAACUUCCAUAAACUGAGCAGCCGGGACCCUGUCAAGAGGAUGCAAGCCAACGAGCUGAAGGGCGACCUGAACAUGGAGCGCGUGCAGCUGGAGGCCAUACACAAGGUCCGUUUCAACCCAAACUUGGACUCGUACACGUGGAUGGUGUCUGGAGGUCACUCUGGCCUGGUCAGAGUCCACUGCGUUCGAGGUUUGCACUCUUCGGUUGGCCAGAAGAUGAUCCAGGAGAAGAGAGCACAGUUCCGGGCCAUGUAUGACGCUGCAGAGACUGUUGUGGAGUUUGAAUACAGUCCAGAGGUCCAGCAUUGUGUUGUGGAGGUCUAGAGACGGCGUGCCCGUCACCUCUACAAGUGAUUCUCCUGUUGCGUCCCCCGUGUAACUUCUGAUUUUAGUUGUUUUUAACUUUGUUUCUUUUUAUAUGCCCUGAUGGACAUGUAUACAGCACUUCCACUGCCCAGGGUAGCCUCGUGGGCAGGAUUUUUCUAGCACCAGGUCCAGUGGUGAGAUGGAGUAGAAUCCUGCCACGCUGUGGACAUGUAUGAACACACAGACCUGGGUAGUAAAGACAGCCAUAUUCACAUGGUUCCAUGAUCUCAUCAUCGCUCACAUUGAGCUCCUUAUGAGGUGACUUCUGGUUGUUUAUUAAAAGCCUCCUAUUUUUUA
Bufo gargarizans (Asiatic toad) is the source of this 1380-nucleotide messenger RNA. RefSeq names its product general transcription factor IIIC subunit 2 (gene GTF3C2). Gene Ontology annotation, cellular component: transcription factor TFIIIC complex. The record is from RefSeq and is a predicted model, not a curated record. The transcript is spliced from 7 exons. The annotation marks the transcript as partial. Gene Ontology annotation, molecular function: protein binding. Gene Ontology annotation, biological process: transcription by RNA polymerase III. NCBI's taxonomy places the organism in Eukaryota, Metazoa, Chordata, Amphibia, Anura, Bufonidae.